Bacillus rossius redtenbacheri is the source of this 8279-nucleotide messenger RNA. It is a transcript of the gene SCCRO4, whose product is annotated as DCN1-like protein 5. Gene Ontology annotation, molecular function: ubiquitin conjugating enzyme binding; ubiquitin-like protein binding; cullin family protein binding. Gene Ontology annotation, cellular component: ubiquitin ligase complex. The transcript is spliced from 7 exons. Lineage: Eukaryota; Metazoa; Arthropoda; Insecta; Phasmatodea; Bacillidae. The coding region runs from base 311 to 1120 and encodes 269 amino acids. The record is from RefSeq and is a predicted model, not a curated record. Gene Ontology annotation, biological process: protein neddylation.
AGUUCUAAAAUUUAGAUUUUUGCCAAUUUAAAUUUUUUGUUUUCAAAAUCUGAAAUUAUAAUUUAUCGUAACUGCCUAUUUUCUGCGUAAUUUUUUUGAACACCUGAAGUGCCAGUACUAGUGUGGACUAAUGGAUUUUGCGCUAUGCUUUCAACGUUUCUGACAUAUUAAGUGGUUGGCCAUUCUGUGAAUUUUUGUAAGUAAAAAAAGAAGAAUAAAACAUGUCGUGAACAUGUCUGUCGUCGUUCGGCAAACACAUGAACUUAAGAUCUUUACAUGGAAAAUAUAUUUUUUGUGAACAGUUAGGUUAAUGAUUAUAAGUUUAAUAGGAAAACUAUUAGUAUAUAAAAAGGAGAUCGAGCAGGUCGCGCUCGUUGGGCGUCGGGGGCAGCAGCGCGGGCCCUCUGUCAUGCCACGCAGCAAGCGGCGCAGUGCUGUCGACAUGGGCCUGGAAGACGACGACAGACAGUUCGCCAAGCGCUUCAGGAACACAGUGGGUUCGCGACGACAUUCAAAAGUGGAUGAUUCGGUCACCUUCAGCCAGAAAAGAUGUCUCACCUGGUUUCACGAGUACACAUCUCCAGAUGAACCAGAUGUGCUGGGGCCCGAGGGGAUGGAGAAGUUCUGCGAGGACAUCGCAGUGGAGCCGGAGAACGUGGUGAUGCUUGUGCUGGCGUGGAAGAUGAACGCUCGCCAGAUGGGCUUCUUCACGCAGGAAGAGUGGCUCAAGGGACUGUCUGAACUCCAGUGUGACUCCAUCUCCAAACUGCAGGGCAAGUUGGACUACCUUCGCUCUCUUCUCAAUGAUCAAGUCUCCUUCAAGAGCAUUUACCGAUACGCUUACGACUUUGCCCGCGACAAGGACCAGCGCAGCAUGGACGUGGACACGGCCAAGGCCAUGCUGCAGCUGCUGCUCGGCAAGCACUGGCCGCUCUUCAGCCACUUCAGCUGCUUCCUCGACCAGUCCAAGUACAAGGUCAUCAACAAGGACCAGUGGUGCAACAUCCUCGAGUUCUCCCGUUCCAUCUCGCCCGACCUCGCCAACUACGACGUGGACGGGGCCUGGCCCGUCAUGCUGGACGAAUUUGUGGAGUGGCUGAAAGCUGCUCGGAGGAGCUGAAAGUUGCUCCACUCAGACUGCGCGCCGUCAUCGCCCUGUGAUCAACCAACACUACUACAAUUCACUAUUCCUGCAGUCUAUGUAAACAUAUAAAUAUACAUACCUAUAUAUAUACUGUAUCAUAUUUGAAUAUCCAUUUUACCUGGCCUAAUGUCACGCUCUCUUAGUCCUAGACCUCUCGUCCAGGAAUACUGAGCUCAAGUACCUUCGUGUCUCGACUGCCUCGUUAGUGUACCAGAGGGAUGUGUGUGAUGUAGGGUUCCAGGGCUUUCUCAGUCAUGUUGCUGGCUCUCCCAUGUCCACAUUCUUGCAUCUCCUUCAGGUUGCUGAGAACGUCAACUGCAAUUAGCGGAUUUAGGCAAGGGAGAGGUGUCAUACUUAGCAGCAUGACUUAAAAUGUGCCCUGAAUCGGAGGAUAGUUGCUGAUCGUACUUCUUUUACUUAUUCAAAGAACAAGCAUCGUUAGCUGCCAAGUGUCUGCAUUUGGUCAGUGUUUGGUGGUUCCAUCGCAGUAAAAAUUUGAUGGGUCAUUUGAAAUGUUAUAAAUUAAUUAUUAACAAUAUCUUACUUGGUGUACAAUUAACUGUAGACACUGUCUGGCAUUAUUAAAUCAUAGUUAUGAUUAUUUAGUUAAUGCAUAAAAAAAUUUCCUCCUUAAUUUUUGUUUGUUUAGUUUAAAAUUUGUUAAUAUAUUACAUUUGAUAAAAUAUGGGUUGGAUGUUGAUAUGUAAAAAUGACUAUGAAUACUAGAGAAAGCUAAACGUUCUGUACAGAUAUUUUAAGAUAUUGUUUGUAUUAGCUUGCUGCACAAAUGUGUGUGUAGGUAGAUAUUUUGAAGUGAUCUUUCCUAGAUUAUGGAGUACUGACAAAGUAAUUUUCUGAAGGACUGUCUGUGAUGUUCCUAGCCAAACACUAUAGUGGAAUGUCAUUCCAUUGUCUAUUCAUAUUUAUUGUCACUUUCUACAGGUCCUUUCCUGGAAAAUUAAUGUAUUGAUGCAAAGUAGGCAAGUGCACAAAAAUAUAAAAAUAAUAAAAUGUGAUUAAAAUUUAAAUACAAGACUUAAAGUAGAGGAUAAGCUGGAAGACUUGGAUACAAAGAAAAAUGAUAUCAAAGAAUAUUUAUGGAAUUGAGAAAACCUGAAUAAUGCAUUGGGUUACAACCUAAAUUAUACAUGAAUUACCUUAAUUUAUUCCCCUACAGUUCUGUGUGGGAAAGUGCCAUAAUAAUGAACAUUUUUGUAAGACAGUGCAAAAUAAAUGUCUGUGAAAUUAAUAAAAUAACCACGCAGGAUGAAUUUUGUACAUUUUAUAUAAUUUUUUGAUAAUUUUUUUUCCGAUCCUGUUUGGUUUUAAUGUGAAGAAUUGUUCAACCAAGAAUGAUUGUAAUAUACAGGAAAAAAUUAUGAAUGGCAUUAAUUGAUAAUAUAAUACAUAACUAGGUAUGUGUUUGUAAGUAAAUACACCAUGCAAAAUAUUGCAAUACAGUAGUGUCCCGAAAACUCGGCCAAAUGUGGACCGAAGGUUGGCCGAGUUUGUGAAUAUGCGGAGUUAUCGGUACUUGUGCUCAAAAAGAAUAAGUAUGAAUGCUUCAUCAGAAAAUACGGUACUCUAGUUGCAUGUAUUGUUUACUUGAAAAUACAACAAAGAAUUUACUGUCCAAAUAUGUAUCUGUAAACAAAGUAAAAGUACAUACUUUAUGAAGGCAUACACUUUGCUACAUGAAAAUGAACAUUAAUGAAUACACAGUGAACAAUAAUUUACAUAAUAAGACAGAAGACUACAGGUGGUUGAGCGCUGGGAUUUUCCCCUUGUCAGGGUGUGGCCAAGUUAUCGGGACUCUACUGUACAAGUAAAUAUUCCAAUACUGAACUGUGCUAUGCAGUUAGCUAAUUACUUCUUACAAAUUACUUUAAUGUUUAAAAGGGAAUUCUCCUGCUUAUUCAAAGAGAUAAACAUUUUAAUAUUGUCAAAGAAACAGUACUUUACCACUGUACAUUUCCUAAUUCACUAACAAACAUUAGGAUAUGAAAAAGAUAGAUGUUAUUUUUGCUUAUCAUUGCUAGUGUAUUUUAAAAUUUUAGACAUAUAUAAUGGUUUUAAUUUGAAUUGUAUUAAUUAUUUUUACAGAUUUUAUGUUCUUGGUUUAAUUUAACUGAAUGCAGUAGUUUUACAUAUAGUGUAUUAUCCAACAAAUAAAAUAAUAUGUAAAAUGUUUCUUAAUUUUAUUUUGAUAAGUAGAGCAGUUGUAACUGCUAUAAAAAGUUUUUUUUAAUCUAUUUUUUUUAUACUAUGUCUGGUUUUGCUAUUUUAUGCCAUAUCAUUUGUAGGUGAUAAGCUAGGGAUUUCUAUAUUAACCCUUAGUCGCAACAGAUUGCCAUUUUGAUACACCAAAGUAUUUUUUGAAAUUAUGAUGCAUGUUUUAGAUAAACUUCACAUGGUAUGAGUCUGCUACUAUAAACUUAAUUGCUUACGAAAAUGAAUGUGUGCACUCUUAUAAAACCAACCAUGAAAAGUUCUGAAAUCACACGCCUCACUGUAUGCUGUAAGCUUUCCAGUGAGUCAGUACCAUAUCACUGUUGCAUAACUAAAUAGGCGUGUAUCAUUUUAUAAUUUACUAUAUUUGUAAAUUUCAGUACCUAGGCUUGUGCUCAAAACAAUGACUGUAUCAAAUUCAUGCAUACAUGCAAUAAGUACCUUACAUGGUUUCACGAAUUCUGUAAGUUCACCUGCCACAUUCAAUAACAUGACUCCAUCAGUAUUUGAGAUGUGCUACAGAAAACUUGAAAAAGUGACAAAAAUACAUCUGAAGUGUCUUUCAUUAUUUUUCUUAGCAGCAUCCAAAGUUUUCUAUAGAGAAGAGGGAAACUGAUGUUUGCCACUGGUAUUUCUAGCAUGUUGAAGGAAAAACAUAACAAAGGUUUGACAUUAGAAAAAAAAGCAAAAAUAAUUGAACUAGUGUGCUUGGUAAGUAUGCAACAGCUAUUUUCUGCUAACUGGUAUGUGUACUAAACUGCGAAGUUUAUCAAGCAUAAUAUUACUAUUAUAAACAAGGUCCAAUUAAUAAUUUUGUACAGUUCUUGAGUCAAUUUACCAUGUAAAAAUAUAUAUAUAUAUACAUAUACAUAUUUUUAAAUCAAAAUCAGCCCCUAAAUAUAUAUAUUUUUUUUACUUCCCUCUAACACCAUUAUGUUUAGAAUAGAGCUGGAUAGGAUCCCGAACUUUGGAAAAAUAAAUUUUCUCAGGAUGACACUGGAAAAUGAAAAAAAAAAUUAUUAGAAAAAACCUCUGGCUGCAAAAUAAUUUUUUAGUUGUAAAAACAUUACAUGCUUACAUUUUUGACACCAAUUGGUCUCGCAACAAACAGCAAGUUGCACAUGUAUUAACUAAAACUGUCCUAAUUCCCCAAUUUCGAAAAUAUACCUGAGAUAGCACAUUUUGGUCAAAAAAUUUAUUAACGUUCCAAAAAUAACUCAUAAGAAAAGUAUUCCAUGCAAAUGCACAUGUAUUUUAGUUUAUAAACAGAACAUAACCACUCAUAUUUCUAGCUUGUUUACAUUUGUUUUUUGAUGAUCCGUCAGUUGCUUAUUGAAACAUGAAUUUACUCAUGGAGGCUGGAAAUUUAAAUUAUUUGAUUAUAUGUAACUUAGAAAUGUAUUGAAUCACAAAAUACAAAGUUUAAAAAUACAAAUUUAAUAUACGCAAAAGUGUGAGACUUUUUACAUGUUUACAAGUCAAGAACAUCUUUACAGGUUCAACGAUUUAAAUUUACAGUACCAAACAUUUGUGUGGAAAUGUGUUUUACGUGGUUGCUUUGCACGGGAAACAGUGAAAGUAAUUUACGUUAUGUAAGUCCUAUAUUAUUUGUUUGUUUUUUUAUAUUCAAUUUAAAAAACUUAACGUAAGUUAAUUUAAUAAUGUCUCCGACACAAUAUUACAAACAUUUAUUUACAAUUCAAGCAGUUGGUAUUUUCUGUUUGUACUGGUAGCAAUGCUUUAAAUAAAGCAAGUUUUUGUUCUUUUCCAACUUGACCAUGAUGGUGAUAUAUUUAUUUACGAUAUAUUAGAUUCAAGAAAGUUAUUAAAAUAUAGGAUGUUUAAAUUUAUUAUGUACAGAUGGCACACGUAGCUAAGAAAUGGAGAGUUCAAAGUAUGUAGUAGUAUGAAAAUUAACAAGCAGAUUGUGAAUAAGCAAAAAUGCUGAUUCAACUAAAUAUUGGCAACAUCUGCUUCCGCCAAUUCCGAUUGGCACAGCUCUAGCAUUAACCAGACAAAGAACAAAGAUAUCACAAAAAUUACAAGCUGUAUCUGUGAAAUGUAAAUUCAACACUCGUUCACAAACGUUGUCAAAAAUAAAAACUCCCACAAUAUAGAAGAAUUUUAAUUUAACAUGAGAGAAUGUUUUAAAUUAGUUUACUUUUGACGAAUAUCUUUACAGAAUCGUUAGGUUAUGUUUGAAAAUGAACUUCAUGAGAGCAGCAAUACACAAUGUUGCCAAAUGCAUGACAUUUGACAUGAUACAAACUCCAUUUUUAACGAAGAAACUGAAAGGCACCAUCUUCGUUAGAAUAUUCAGGCCAUAAUAUGUGUUAGAUUUUCAGAAACAUACGAGCUGUUUUAAGUUUUUGCAGUUGGUUGUCAUGUAUGAUCAAAAGUAAACUACGGAUUUUGAGAAUGUGAUUCAAAAGUAGGCAUAAAUUGUUUACGGUAAAUUUUAUUAAAUAAAAACAUGCAGUUUCUAAAUCUGGCAUUCCAGGCAGUAGUGUCAAAUGUGAUCCAGGUGUGACUUCAGCAUCUAUUUGGAAAUCCUUCAAGAAAUUACCUGAUAAUAGGAUGCAUUACACUUUUGCCCUUCUGUCCUGAAAACUGAAUGUGGGUCAAUCACAGGAGGUACGUAAUAAGACAUCCUGAAGAAAAAAUUCUUCAAGAAAAAACCAACACCAAAGGUUGCCAGUGAACAUGUUUUCGCUAGUGCUCACAAUAUUGCCAAUAACAAUUGAACAUGUUGAAGAAUUAAUAUUUCUUAACAAAAAUUUGAAGUAGAAUAGGGCAAAAGAGGUUUGUUUUUUUCCAUUUGGUGUUACUUAUUAUUUGUUCUUAAUGUGUCAAUAUUUUUUGUGAACUUAGAAUCAUUUAAACAGUUAAUGUGAAUGGUUUAUAAGACAUUUUAACAGUACAUAAAUAUUUUUUUCUGUAUCAUAAGUUAUGACAUAAUUUCAAUGCUGUUGCUCCCAAUCCCAAAAAUCCAAUAUCUUUCGUGACUAAAUUCUAUCCCGAAGUAAAAAUGCCAUUCCAGUCACAACUAAUUUAUAAGUUUCCACACAAGUUAGUUAGGUUUUUAUGUAUUGCACCUUUAAUUAAGUAUUCUUAGCUUUUAGUGGUGCUGAAUAUUUCCACUUUUAGUAGUUUACUUAUCUAUAUAUUUGUGUUAUGUACCAACAAAAAAACCCAUUCUUAUUGCCAGUUGGAAGUUUUCAAUGGCCUGUUUAAGAUGAGGGAAUUUUAUUGUGUAGGUCAUAUAUGUGUGGGUGUACAUGUACACGCACACACACACACACACACACAGUGUUUCAAUAUUUGUGGUACUGUAUAAAGUAGGGAGUUAUAGAGCAAAAUUCACAAUAAAAUAAAUGCUUGUCAACUCAACGAGUAGUGUGGUAACUGCUGUUUUAUGAAAUGAUGAGGAAAAAAAGACACAGUCAACAGCUUUCAGUGUCUCAAAUCUCACAUUACAACUACUUCUAAAAAAUUGAGGCAGUCAACAGUAACGCACACUUCACACACAUCUUGUUUGUAUAUGUUCUCUGUAGAAUCUGUGUGCUUCUCUUGAUUCUGUGCACAUCCAUCCGAAACACAAAUGACAAGAGUUGCUGUGGACUGCAUGUUUAUAUCAUAUGCUGGGAAAGUCCUCACAGGUUGAGUUCUCGGCAUGUUUUGUAUGGUGAUUUGUGCUGUGUAGUUGUAUUACCCUCUGAUGUAUGUACCACGAAUUUGGAAACUAUCAUGUAUAUCGCAGCAGUAAAAAUUAUUUUCUUAGUCUAGUUCUCUGUUCACAUUCUUAUGCUUGAAGACUGGUGAGCUUGAUAUCUCUAACUGACCUUUUUCUAUGUAUAAACAGUGGCAUUUGCAAUAUCAGUUUUCUUAUAUACAUCCUGUAUCUUCCUAGGAAUACAAUAGUAUAUAUGUACUAUAGUACCAAUCAAAAUUAAUUAUUUUUUGAAAGUUUCAAGCAUAUAGAAUUUAUUAAUGGGCUGUUGUUGUGGGGUGAAACAUUUUUAUGUACGAAUCAAACUAAUGUUUAAAUUUCCAAAUAUUUUUUGAUAAAUAAAUGAGAAUGUAGCUUGAAUAAGAAUUAGUUAUCUAUUGACUAAUCUUGUUUUACCUUAGUUGUCACUAAGCAGAAAAUGCUCAAUUGCCUGUAAGUAAUUAAUGUGUCUAAACCAAAGUCUUAUUUAUUUUGUAAUGUAGGUAUGCUGGUGGUGUUUUAGUCUAAAAGUUUAGUUCUAAAAUUGAUAGUUGGUCAAAUGGUAGAGGUAGAUCGAGGCUAUGAAGGUACUUUCGCUACUGUGCUAUUUGGUUUUAGUAAUUUUCUAUGUCUUGUGGUUAUCAUCACAUUUAUAUCAAUUUGUUAAAAAAAAAACCUCGUAUGCUUAUGUAAAGUUGUUUGCUUGUUUAUGUUCACGGUUAAAUGUACUAAAGCCUCAAAAACAUUUUUGUAAUUAGUAUCUAGUUCAAAGAUGGAGUGGCUCCAAAGUCUUGCCUCAGUUCCAUGAAGACUGAAACUUUGUAGAUGUUUGUGUGUAACUGGUCAUUGAAUGCUUAUAAGCGUCGAGAUGUGUGCUGUGGUGAAAACAAGAAUGCCACAUUGUACAAGUUAACCUACCAGAGAACUGAUUUACUUUGUGUGUUAAAUUGUGUAAAAUGAUGGUUAAAAAUGUUUUGCAGAGAUGACUGAGAAUAUAUAACUGCUAAGAUGCUCAAAUAGUUGAGUAUCAGACAACCUGUAACCAUAUUUUAAAUAAAAUGUUAGUAAUGUAGUUAUGAGCCCUGUCUACCCGCCAACACAGCAGCUUACAAGUUGUUGCCACGUAUGUGAAUACUUCAGACUCCAUUAUGUUUGCCCAUGCUGCUCUUGAAUAUAAGGUUGUUUAAGACACAAAAA